GAAGUGUCUGGCGAGGCGCGGCACAUCACGUCUCUUCCUCCGCCCGCCGCUGCUCGCCGGCCUCCCUUUGGCGCCCCAUGCUGGUGAGCCUCGCUGCGCUACUCUCCUUCCUCGCCCCUCGCCUCACUCCACUCGCCAUCAUGGUCCGCGAACGUACUUUUAUCGCCGUGAAGCCCGAUGGUGUGCAGCGAGGACUCACCGGUGAAAUCAUCAAGCGUUUCGAGGCUAAGGGAUUCAAGCUGGUCGGCAUGAAAUUUAUGCAGGCCACCGAAGACCACCUGAAGAAGCAUUAUGCCGACCUGGCCGACAAGCCUUUCUAUGCUGGCCUUUGCAAAUACAUGUCAUCUGGACCACUCGUCGCCAUGUGCUGGGAGGGCACUGGUGUUGUGAAGACCGCCCGGACCAUGAUGGGAGAGACCAGGCCUGCUGACUCCAAGCCCGGCACUAUUCGUGGCGAUUUCUGUAUUGAGGUUGGAAGGAAUAUCAUCCAUGGUUCAGAUUCUGUAGAAUCUGCCAACAAGGAGGUGGCUCUGUGGUUCAAGCCAGAGGAACUCUUCAGCUGGACCCAGUCCAACGAGACCUGGAUUUAUGAGUAAGGGGCACUGUGACUAGUGGGGAGGGGCAGUGAAGUUACUGGUUCUCAGAGGUGAUGUGUGGUGGCUGCCAUUGGUGUGCUGUUGCCAGACAACCUUCUGCUAGGGCCAGCUUCUACACCCUCUAGCUUGGGCUUUAUUUGUUUAAUAAAAGUCAUGGACUAUA
This is a messenger RNA of Portunus trituberculatus (swimming crab), 759 nucleotides long. RefSeq names its product nucleoside diphosphate kinase A 2-like (gene awd). The record is from RefSeq and is a predicted model, not a curated record. Gene Ontology annotation, molecular function: nucleoside diphosphate kinase activity. NCBI's taxonomy places the organism in Eukaryota, Metazoa, Arthropoda, Malacostraca, Decapoda, Portunidae. The transcript is spliced from 3 exons. Bases 78 to 596 code for a protein of 172 amino acids. Gene Ontology annotation, biological process: GTP biosynthetic process; CTP biosynthetic process; UTP biosynthetic process.